GCGCAUGCCCAGAGCUGUGGGGCGGGACCGGAUCGGACCGGAACCGCCUUGGGGCCCCCGGAACCGCGGUGGGGCCCUGGGAUCCAGGCUGUGCUGGGGUUGUCCCGGUGAGCGGAGGGCUCCCGGGCUGUCCGGGCCACAGGCGGUUCGGAGCGGCUCAGAAAAUAUUUUGAUAGGAUGGAUGCAGAGCACCUGAAGAGGCUGCGUCAGACCAACCAGGACCUUCUGCAAAGGCUCAGAAUGAAACAAGAAGAGAUGAGAAGACGACUUCCCAGCAAGCCACCCCUCCCAGCAUCUCUGCACAGCAGAGCAGCUCCUGGCAGAUCUGUCCCCUUGCCCAGGAGAGGAGGGAAGGAAAACAAGAUCAAUGCUGUGAAGUCUCUGGUGUCUGUGGAACCCAGAGCUUACACAGCCAGAGCCACCCUUUGCUCAUCUCUAAAACACAGCAUCAAUGACAGAGGGGUCCAGCAGCAAGGAAAGGGACAGCAAGCAGUAGGUCUGGAUCCCAGCUUUCCUGGGAAGGAGAAGGGUUUUAUGCCAGAGUCUGCAGUCAUCACAUGUGGCAGAGAAACCUCUGGAGUGGAUAGGGAUGGCCAUGCUGAAGGGAGUCCAGAGAAAGAACCCUUCAUUGAAGAGAGCAGGAAAGAGUUCUCUCUGCUGCAUGGUUUCCAUGAGAAAGAACAGCUUGAGAGUCAUCUGGACCCAUCACUGAGCAGAAUCCAAAAUGAAGAGACCAGCAAGGAGAAUGUGGGGACUGGAGAGCCCAUAAUCCAUAAACCUGUCUUGCUGACAUCUCAGGCUAAAGAGCUGAAGGAAACUGCUGGUGUGACUUUGCAGCCUGAGCAUGAAGAAUGUCCCAUCCCUGGGAGCAGCUGGUCUGUGCUUCCUUUCCUGGGCUAUGACUGGAUUGCAGGGCUCCUAGAUACAAACUCAUCAGUUGCAGAAAAAUCUGAUCAAUACUUCGCUGAGCUACAAGAGUUCAGAAAGGCCAACACAGCAGCUUGUGUCCAUGAGCAGCAACUGGAGCCCAGUGCUCUGGAUGACUCAGUGGCUGAACAAGAACCAGAUUUGAUAACCGGUUCCCAUAAGUGUGUUUAUUGCUAUCGACUGAACCAACGCCUCUUCCCUGUCCCUCUGGACUCAGAGUCUGCCUGCCUGGUGUGCAAGAUCCCACGUGCUCACCGAGCCCCAGAGACACUGGAAGAGCCAGUGUGUGUCAGGGUCAGCAUUCCCAGCUCUGCCCUUCUGCCUGCCCACAAGUACAGAGCCCAUCGCAGGAGGAGCUUGGAGCCAGCAGACAACCUGGCCUUACCUUUGCAUUGUCUGGCUGGCUGGGAAAACACCUUCCCUUCCAGCAAGCCCAAGCUCAGCACUUUGGAUCUGGGAUCCUCACUGGCAGGGAAGCUUCCCCACCACCCUCACCUGAACUGAGUGUCCAGAGGGUCAGGAGGGACCAGGACUCAGCAGCUUCUGCACCAGACCCACUGGACUCAGAUCCAGCAGAGGGAGCAAACCAAAGCUGGGCUCUGGAUUCAAACCCAACUCUCAGCUCUGUGAACCACUGACCUGGUUGCCCUGGGGAAGGGAUGGACACAGGCUGUGGAAACAACACACUCUGGAUAAAUAUAGAUUUUUGAGCAGCUUUUUCCCAGUUUUCAUAGUUCUGUGUGUGUGUGAGCAACCAGUUCACGUAUGUGAGAGUCUGUGUGUUCAGCUAUGGCUUUUCCCUUUCCUUUUUCUUGCCUUUUGUAGCUACUUCUAAGCAUAUGCAGGAGCUUUCCCAGCUAGGGCUGGAUAAGGUGAGAUUUUAUUCAUCAGAAAUCUGUAGUACCCUAAAAUGUUUGCAAACAACAAAUCAUGCUUGUUUGAAGGUUUUUGGAGAUAAACUGAAAAACAUUUUGACGUUUUUAAAUUGUACCAGAGCAAAAUAUACAGUGUGAGUUGGUUUCACUUUAUAGCCUCUUUCCUUUUCUAAAAAUAACUAAAACCCUCUUCUUUCCUUUCCUAAAAAUAAUAAAACCAAUGUUACAUUUUGUUUAAAUAAACCUC
Molecule: messenger RNA, 2049 nt
Organism: Calypte anna (Anna's hummingbird)
Lineage: Eukaryota; Metazoa; Chordata; Aves; Apodiformes; Trochilidae
Gene: MIIP
Product: migration and invasion inhibitory protein
Exons: 10
Coding region: 178-1431 (417 amino acids)
Biological process (GO): negative regulation of G2/M transition of mitotic cell cycle; negative regulation of cell migration
Source: RefSeq, a predicted model, not a curated record